Messenger RNA from Plasmodium inui San Antonio 1, 336 nucleotides. RefSeq lists its product as hypothetical. The record is from RefSeq and is a predicted model, not a curated record. Bases 1 to 336 code for a protein of 111 amino acids. Lineage: Eukaryota; Apicomplexa; Aconoidasida; Haemosporida; Plasmodiidae. The transcript is spliced from 5 exons.
AUGCCCUCUCCACUUGGGACGGAAAAAAAGAAGAAAAACAACACUUGUAUCAUUUUAAAGCUGAAUGUAAACAUACUUUACAUAAAAGUGAUACUUUGCUCGAAAAAUUUCGGGAUAAAAAACAUAAACGUAAGGAGGAAAACGCUCUUCGCCAAACCCACCCCCGCGCGCCAAGAGGAUUUCCGGGAAAUGUUUUUGCUGAAUGAGAACGAGGAAUCCCCCAAGGAUAUCCUCUUGAAUGAGCUGAAGUACAAGGUCCGAGUGCUCGCCGGGAUCGUCUUUGUCAUUAGGACCAUCCCUACGGUUGUAAGUCUAUUCAGCAAGGGCAGCGACUGA